AUGCUCUCCUUCGGCAUCGAACUCGAAUUCCUCUUCUACUUCCAACUCCCCCCCCACGGCCGCCACGUCCUCAAAACCCUCCGGCACAACACGGUCCAAUACCACCUCCGGCCGGACCAAGAAGCGCGACACCCACACCCCAUCCCCGUCCUGCCGCGGCAUUUCCACUAUGAAUCCAAUCUAAACAAUGACUACGACGAUCCCAACGGCGAGGGCAACAGCGACAGCAACAGCGACGACAACCCCGAAAAAUACGCCAACUACCUCUACACCGCCAACGAAUACGACGACGACACCGACGAGAACAACCCCACCGACGACUCCCCGACCCCGCGCGGCUGGGCUGCUGAUUUAAUUCGUGCAGCUAUUGCUAGCGUGCCCGGCGCGCGAGUCGAUGAUCUUGAACCUCCACCCCCUGGUGAGCGUAAUAGCAACAACAAUGACAACAUCCCGCAGGAGUUAAAAGACAUGUACGUCUACCCGGGCCCGGACGACCCCAACGGCGGGUAUGUCCCUGGCGCGAGCGAGUGGGUGGUCAAAACCGACGGGUCUGUUGGGGAUCACACUGUUGCGAUCCGUGGGAGCCAGGGGGAAAGGUAUCAUGGUCUCGGGUUUGAGGUCACCAGCCCGGCGUUGUACGACUGCCCAGCCGCACACGAGCACAUCCGGCGGGUAGUGACCGAGCUGGUGACCCGGUUUCGGUUGCGUGUGAAUCUCAGUACGGGGUUUCACGUCCACGUCGGGCCUGGGUCUGGUCUUGGUCCCGGUUCUACUCCCAACCAACACCAAGCCGAAGGGUCGUCGUCCCAAAACAAAAAGCCCGAAUUCGACUUCAGCCUCUUCAAACGCGCCACCGCCCUGCUCUGGGCCGCCGACGGGUUCCUCGCCCACAUCCACCCCCCCGAGCGCCCUCUAGCCGGGUAUUGCCCCCCCAUCGGUCUGACCUCCCGUCUCGCCCACGGCCUGCGUGUGGCCCAAGUCCGUGGGAAAGACGAAGCCUCGGGCCAGGAGAAGAUCCUCGAGCGGGAGAUGCCGCUUCGUGACCUGAGCCGUGUGUCCAUGGAGUAUGGACAGCGUACCUCUUUACCGUCGUCCACCUUCCCCCGGUUAUCCUCCUCCUCCUCCUCCAACCCGGUCCCAACUCUCAACCCCUCCUACAACCAGAGUGCCCCAACCUUCAACCACAUCCACCCAGACCCCUCUCUCCUCCAAAAACACAUCACGCCCGUCUCAGGCACACACCAUAUCCUAGCCUGUUCCAACCCUGCUGAAGUCGCCCAACUCUUCGCUGCUCCCAGCGGCUGGGGUUUCUACACCCGGGCUAACUACAACCUUACCCACUUCUUGGGGAGGAGUCCGGAGGAGAGGACGAAAACGGUGGAAUUCCGCGAAGCCACAGGCACCGUCUCGCCGGCCUGGAUCGGGACGUGGGUGGGGAUUUGUCUGGGGGUGUUUCGGUUUGCUGGGCAGGCGUCGAGGGGCCAGUUUUGGGGGGUUGUGAAGCGGUUGGAGGAGACGGAGAGGGGUGAAACUCCAUAUGAUGUGGUGGGGUUUUUGUUUGAUUUGGGGUUGUUUGCGGAGGGGUUGUUUGUUGAGUCUAAAUUACUUGGGGGGGAGGGGGAAGAUGAGAGGUUUUGGUAUCCGGUUGUUUUGGGGGUUAGGAGGGAGGAGGGGAGUGAGUAUGGGUAUGGGAGUGAGUACGGGUAUGGGAGUGAGUACGGGUAUGAUGACUAUGAUGAUGAGGAGGGGAAGUAUAGGGAGUAUGGGGAUUUAGAGAGUUUUGAGGCGCAUGAGAGGGAUAUUAAGGGGAAGUGGAAGGCUGUGGACGAGGAGUUUGUCUAUCGGGGGAAGGUGGAGAAGGAUGAGGAGGAGUUUCGCGAGGAGGACUAUGAUGGGGCUUAUUCGUAUGACGGGGAUUGGUAUGAUGAGCAUGCUAGGGAGAGAUAUCGGGACCUUGGGUCGUUGACGACUCCCGCUGAUCCGGAUGCUCAUACCAUGAGGUGGCUGGCUGAUGCGCCGGAGGAGUAUGAGCCGAUAGGGGAUCAGGAGUUGCCCUAA
Molecule: messenger RNA, 2058 nt
Organism: Dichotomopilus funicola
Lineage: Eukaryota; Fungi; Ascomycota; Sordariomycetes; Sordariales; Chaetomiaceae
Exons: 3
Coding region: 1-2058 (685 amino acids)
Source: RefSeq, a predicted model, not a curated record